UAGGUAGAGGGAGUAUUGAUGAAGUAGAGUUAAUGAAUUUUCCUCGGUAGGACCGUCUCUUGAACGCUGAUCACGCACGUCUCAAAUCAAAACACUAACAAACGACACUAUCUCUGUCAUCUACUGAAUUUCACUUCCAUAUUACCAAACUUUGGUACCACUUUUCAUUUUCCUCAGCUUAUCAUCUUCAACAUGAACUCCAUGUUAAUUGCUGCAAUUUUCCUCGCACUCUUCGCCAUCACCUUCACCUUACUCAUCCCAAAAAACCUCUUCACACCGGUUCACAUUCCUGGAUCCAAGGACCAUCUCCAUGCUGCUCGGUUACUCCAUGUUACAGGAGCCGUUGGCCCGGAGAGUCUUGUGUUUGAUAGUAAGGGUGAAGGACCGUAUACUGGCGUUGCUGAUGGUCGGAUUUUGAAGUGGGAAGGCGAGGAACGUGGUUGGACUGAAUUUGCCGUCACAAGUUCUAAUAGGUCGGACUGUAUACGUCCAUUUGCACCAGAAUUAGAGCAUGUUUGUGGCAGGCCACUAGGACUAAAGUUUGAUAAGAAAAAUGGAGAUCUGUACAUUGCUGAUUCCUACCUUGGCCUCAAAGUAGUAGGACCUGCAGGGGGUUUGGCCACGGAUGUUGCAACAGAAGCUGAAGGACAGCCCUUUCGCUUCACCAAUGACAUGGACAUCAGUGAAGAUGAAGAUGUGAUUUACUUCACUGAUUCAAGCACAGCAUACCAGAGAAGGCAAUUUAUGCUUAUACUUCUUAGUGGAGACAAGACUGGGCGGUUAAUGAAAUACGACAAGUCAACGAAAGAAGUGAAGGUCUUAUUACGUGACCUUGCUUUUCCCAACGGUGUAGCUUUAAGCAAAGAUGGUUCAUUUCUUCUGGUAGCUGAAACCUCAACUCACAGGAUUCUGAGGCUUUGGCUUCAUGGUCCUAACGCCGGCCAAGUCGAUACAUUCGCUGUUGUUCCAGGUUUUCCGGACAAUAUAAGGAGAAAUUCAGAAGGGCAGUUCUGGGUAGCUUUACAUGCCAAAGAAACUCCUUUUGCAAAGUGGAUUUAUUCAAAUCUAUGGGCAGGUAAAGCAUUGUUAAAGCUUGGAAAUUUCAAGCAGUUGCAUGCGUCGGUAGCGAAGAAGCCUCAUGCUGCGGCUAUAAAGUUGAGUGAUAAAGGGGAAAUAUUAGAAGUCUUGGAAGAUUGUGAAGGGAAGACCUUGAAGUUCAUCAGCGAAGUAGAAGAGAGAGAUGGAAAACUUUGGAUUGCAUCAGUGUUAAUGCCUUAUAUUGGUGUUUAUAGUUUAUGAGAAUGCAAUGUAGGUAAGAUGGUAUUUGAAUUACUCAUAUACUUAGAUUGAAUUAACUUAAGAGCAUGUCAUCAAAUCGAGAUUUAAAUUGCGAGUUGAAAUACCUACUUUUCGAAUUGCAAA
Molecule: messenger RNA, 1422 nt
Organism: Vicia villosa (hairy vetch)
Lineage: Eukaryota; Viridiplantae; Streptophyta; Magnoliopsida; Fabales; Fabaceae
Product: protein STRICTOSIDINE SYNTHASE-LIKE 10-like
Exons: 3
Coding region: 193-1299 (368 amino acids)
Biological process (GO): biosynthetic process
Molecular function (GO): strictosidine synthase activity
Source: RefSeq, a predicted model, not a curated record